AUGGUGUAUGGGAAAGGAUGUCAUUUGCCAAUGGAGUUAGCUCAUCGGGCACAUUGGGCAAUCAAAACGAUGAACACGGAUUACGAUGAAGCGGGUAAGAUUCGGAAGUUACAGUUGAGCGAGAUAGAAGAGAUUCGAGAUGAAGCUUACGAGUGUGUAUCAACAUACAAGGAUAAGCUUAAAAAGGUUCAUGAUGCGAAGAUUAAGAAGCGAACCUUUGAAGGGGGCCAGAAAGUGUGGUUGUAUAACUCAAGAUUGAAGUUAUUCGUGGGCAAGCUAAAAAGUAAAUGGAUGGGUCCCUAUGUCAUUAGGCGAGUGGGUCGAUUUGGUGAUGUUGAUAUCCAAGAUGUUAAAACCAACAAGCAACAAACGGUAAACGGGCAUCGGCUUAAGACAUAUUUGGAAGGCAAUGACAUCAACAAAAUCAAACUCGACAAGGUGGGCUACAUCCUAUGCCCGGUGAAUGAGGAACAAGCAUGA
This is a messenger RNA of Helianthus annuus (common sunflower), 480 nucleotides long. RefSeq lists its product as uncharacterized. The coding region runs from base 1 to 480 and encodes 159 amino acids. The record is from RefSeq and is a predicted model, not a curated record. NCBI's taxonomy places the organism in Eukaryota, Viridiplantae, Streptophyta, Magnoliopsida, Asterales, Asteraceae. The transcript has a single exon.